Messenger RNA from Striga hermonthica, 891 nucleotides. NCBI's taxonomy places the organism in Eukaryota, Viridiplantae, Streptophyta, Magnoliopsida, Lamiales, Orobanchaceae. The record is from the annotation of a GenBank genome assembly.
AUGAAGAUCAAAGGAAACAAAAUUGGGGGAGGAAGUUGGACCAGCCUAGGGUUGCCGUCGAUUUUCCUCCUGUGCCUCUUCUUCUUUCUCGCCGGUUUUUUCGGUUCAUCGCUUUUCUCGCAGGAUCAGGAUGUGACCGGUAAUUUGAAGCCCCGGAUGCUGGGAUCGGAGGAGGAGAAGAUGGUGGAGUUCGAGACGCUGCCACGUGGGGAUUCUGGCGGAGACUCCGUCGAGAGGAUUCCCUUUCAGAUCCUGAGCUGGAACCCUCGAGCAUUAUAUUUUCCAAAUUUUGCUACUGCAGAACAAUGCCAAAACAUUAUUAAGAUAGCAAAAGUCCAGCUCACACCAUCAUCCUUAGCUCUUCGUCCUGGAGAAACAGCAGAAACUACUAAAGGAAUUAGGACAAGUUCUGGGAUGUUUGUUGGCGCCUCUGAAGACAAAACUGGGCUGUUGGAUCAAAUUGAUGCGAAAAUUGCUAAAGCAACAAUGAUACCGAGGUCUCAUGGAGAGCCCUACAAUAUCCUGCGUUAUGAGAUUGGCCAGAGAUAUCACUCACAUUAUGAUGCGUUCAAUCCUGCUGAAUACGGCCCACAGAAGAGCCAAAGGGUUGCUUCUUUCCUGCUUUAUUUAUCGAAUGUUGAAGAAGGGGGUGAAACCAUGUUCCCUUUUGAGAAUGGGCAAAACAUGGACGGGAAUUAUGAUUUUACCAAAUGUAUUGGCCUAAAAGUAAAGCCUCGCAUGGGAGAUGGACUUCUGUUUUACUCUUUGUUCCCAAAUGGUACAAUUGAUCCUACAUCUCUUCAUGGGAGCUGUCCGGUUAUCAAAGGUGAAAAGUGGGUGGCCACGAAAUGGAUCAGGGAUCAAGAACAAGAUGAUGAAAAUGCUAGUUAG